AUGCUGACAUUUAACGAUAACAAAGCUGGAAUGACCGGUCUGGACAAGCAGAAAAUCACAAAAAUCAUCGAAGAGAACACGUCUGGCUCGUAUUCUUCAUUCUCCAAGAAACAACAACAACGAAUUGAUGAAAAAGUAUCGGAAAUCAAGAAUCGAUUGGAAUCAGCGACGAGGGAAGAGAGACAAGGUGCUGAGCUCUUUAUGAAAAACCUAGAAAACAAGCUGGAAGCUGGAAGAGAUUUGAGUCGAGACUGUGUUUGUAUAGACAUGGAUGCUUACUUCGCAGCGGUCGAAAUGAGAGAUAAUCCAGCACUUCGGACGGUUCCGAUGGCAGUUGGAUCGUCGGCAAUGCUAAGCACAUCGAACUAUCUCGCCCGUCGAUUUGGUGUCCGCGCCGGAAUGCCAGGAUUCAUUUCGAAAAAGUUGUGUCCAAAUCUCACUCUGGUACCCGGAAAUUACUCGAAAUACUCAAAAGUCAGUCGCCAAUUCUCGGAGAUCUUUAUGGAAUAUGAUGGAGAUGUGGGGAUGAUGUCACUGGAUGAGGCUUAUAUCGAUUUGACUGAUUAUGUGACGAUGAGGACCGAAAAAAGAGUACUAAAACGACAUCGAUACGGCGGAGAUUGUCCCUGUUGGCUGCCACGUGUCACCGACCCUCCGGAUUCUGAAAACAUCGAGAUCGACUCUUCCGAGUGCCCGAAAUGCGCAAAAACUCGAAUAAUCUAUUAUGAUGACGUGGAAUUUGGUGUUGGGCGUGAGGAAAUUGUCAGAGAGAUCAGAUUUCGAGUUGAACAACUCACUGGAUUGACUUGUUCCGCUGGAAUUGCAGCGAAUUUCAUGCUGGCUAAAAUAUGUUCGGAUUUCAAUAAACCGAAUGGGCAGUUUGUAUUGGAGAAUGAUCGGGAGAAGAUUUUGGAGUUUUUGGAAGAGUUGCCAAUUCGAAAGGUUGGUGGAAUCGGUCGGGUCUCUGAAGCGCACCUUCAAUCGAUGGAAAUUCGAACUGUUGGAGAUAUGCUGUUCAAAAAAGCUCUCUUCCCACUGUGCUUCUCCCCAUUGGCUCAAGAAUCGUUUCUCCGUACCGCCCUUGGUCUUCCAGGCCGCCCAUCUUCAUCGGAUCCUCGUCGGAAGAGUAUUUCGGUGGAGCGCACAUUCUCGCCAACAUCAGAUUUCAAAAUUCUCAUUGCCGAGCACGCAGAAAUCUGUAGAAUGUUGGAAGAGGACAUCCGGAAAUCAGGAGUAACAGGAGGAAAAACGAUAACAUUGAAGCUGAAAUUGUCGUCGUUUGAUGUGUUAACACGGUCACUGACACCUUCUGAAGUGGUGACAUCACUCGAUGAUAUACAGAAGUAUUCGAUGGAAUUACUGGAAAGAGAAAGAGGAAAAGAGAUUCGAUUAUUGGGAGUGAGGCUGUCACAGCUGGUGUUUGAGGAGGAGAAGAAGAGUAAAACGAUCACCGACUUCUGGAACGAGAAAAAGCAACAAAUGGCUUCAGAAGACGUCAUGUCUUCAGAUGACAACGAUAUUAUAAUGAUGGACACCCGCCCGUGCCCAAUUUGUGGCGAAGACGUCGAAAGUCAACUAGAAAUUCUGAAUUGCCACGUCGAUGAGUGUAUUCUGAAGAUGGGCGACACCUCGGACGGUCCCGAUUUGAUUUGUGUGACUGUGGAGAAGAAGGCGAAGAAGCCGGAGAUUCAGAAGACGUCGGGAGGGAAGGUUCAAUCGAAAAAGCGGAAAACUCAAGAGCAAAAGACGGUGGCGAAGCGGAAAGUGGCAACAAUUGACUCAUUCUGGAAGAAAAUUUGA
Molecule: messenger RNA, 1800 nt
Organism: Caenorhabditis remanei
Lineage: Eukaryota; Metazoa; Nematoda; Chromadorea; Rhabditida; Rhabditidae
Exons: 6
Coding region: 1-1800 (599 amino acids)
Biological process (GO): error-prone translesion synthesis
Cellular component (GO): nucleus
Molecular function (GO): damaged DNA binding; DNA-directed DNA polymerase activity
Source: RefSeq, a predicted model, not a curated record